UUAAAAGGCCAAUCGCAUGCACAAUGCAACGAGAAUCUUCCAGUUGUUUCAAUUGUUUGGAAACCGCAGGCGUCUCAUAUCCCGCCGCUAUAACUAACCACGAUUUCGUUCCCCCUCUCCUUAAGCGAGAUGAUUUCGACCGUUUCACGAAUAAAUUCCUCCUUUCGUUUCUUCACCGCUUCCACUGCCACUUUCCGUUGUCCUUGUUUACUUCGCGUUCAGUCGCGAUCAGUGCACGUAGAAUAUAUACACUUCCAGAAGGAAGAAUUGCACGACGCAACGGCUAGAAAUUAUUUCAAAUUUUGGAAUAAAGUGAUCUAUUUUCUAUGACGUUUUCUGCAACGAUCGUAAUGUGAAUCGCAAUGCAAUAACAAUUCGUACAACUAUGCCAACUGGAUAAUUCCCGUGUGAUCCAACAUGCAUACGCGUCCAUAUGCAAAUGGAGUUGAAACAUCGUCAUUGUCGUUGAUAGUUGCGCAUGCGCGUCCGCUAUCGCGAAGCGGACAGAAGCGUGAUCAGUCGGCGGGUCGGCCAACUGGUUUAGCGCGUGUCGGUUUCUCGACGGUCAGGAUCGAUCGUUACGAUUAUUAUUUCACGAGGAAAGAUCGUAUGCGAGGAGCGAUCGGACGAAAAUAGACAGAUCGAGGAGUGACGAAAAGACACGAUGAUAUCUCUCGUAGACACAACAGAGCAGUAACGGCUAAACUUCAUUUCAAACUACUGCCGAGUGUCUCCCAACGCCCCAUGUUAUUUCUUGAACGCGCGCAGAUUUCGUGUAAAAGGUCAUAAGGAUAUUUUUUCAUUGAAAAGGUAGACAAAGGUCAUCGAACAUGACGAAUAUCAACGCAGUGUCUGUACCUCGGAACCAAAAUAUCUCAUUAAAUUCCACUGGUUUUCGCUUGUCGAAUGGGAUCGAAAAUGUAAUCGAGAAGAUUGAGAAUCUUCGGCUUACUCACGACACAGUCGAUCAAUCAAAGGAAAUAUGCGGUUUCGACGCGUGUCGGACAAAACACAGCGUACGAAGAAUCCCCGGUUGUCAAAUGUCGAACAAUAACGACAUCUACGACUGCGAUCAUGACCAUGAUAGGGAGAACGAUCGAAACGAUCUGAUUGAACGGGGGCCGAUUAAAUCGCAAUUUUGUUCGCUGACUCGCAGUCAACCUUACUGGACGAGCGUCGAACAGCCUCGGAAUUUUCAAGCAAAUGAAACAGUUCCGAUCGAUUACGAUAAAACUGCGGAACAAAUUCUACGUGAUAAAGAAUGUAGUGAAAAAUUGAACGCUUGUCUCGAUCAAUUACAAGAUUUGGAGAGAACAAGCUGCACUUACGAUAGUAACGCUAGAGAUGAAGAUACAUCGCAAGUCUAUAGUUUAAGGAAGGAUUUUUCUUCGACUCCAUCGGCGAUCGUCGGGAACGCUUUAAGCGACGACUUGUUAUUAUUGGAGAAUGUGCUAUGCGGAGCUUUUCAAGCGGCCCAACAAGUAACAAAGAAGAGUUUCCUUCGUUCGCAGGAAACGGUGGAAACUUUCUUCGAUACUUGUUUGACCGAUGGUAAUACGAUCGUUUCCAGUUCUGAGAGCCGUGAAUCGAGCCGCACUCACUCACCGGCUUUACCUAUAUCUACACAAUCUUCGGGAAGAUCGCAACCAAAGACGAAUCACAGCCCAAUCGGCUCUCCUCGGAUCACCGUCACAUCAACGUGCAGACCGGCGCAAAUUUUCUCCUGUUCUUCAAGUUGCUCGCCUUCUUCUUCGAGUCAGUCGUACGGUGACACAUCAAGUCCGAACAGUUCGUUUACGUAUCAGACGACAGCCGGUUCGCAAAUCGAGGAACGAUUCAAACAGGAUUUCGAAAAUUUCCAGUUUUGGAGGCUCGAUGGCGACACUGUCGUCUCCAACACCAUAGUAAAUGAUAUCGACGAUAAUGAACUGUGGUCGCAAGUGAUGGAUGAGCUAGUGAGUAAUUUAAACGGAGAAAAAGGCAAAGUGGGAGAAGCAUAUUUGCAGGACCCUUCGAAAGUGGAAAACGCCACGAAUACGAUUACCUUCCAAACCAAUACUUUGCAGCAAGUCCGACACUCUUCGAAUCGCGAUAAUGUUCCCAACGAAGGUGUAACGGUUGCGAAACCUGUAUCUUGGUCCGACAUAUCAUAUUCUCCGGUAUCACGAACUAACAUUCCUCAGGAAGAUACCCAGAAGAUCGAAACGACUGAUAAUCCUAUAAACGCGCCUUUGCUUUCGAAUUACACAAAAUAUGAUAAAAGUUACGGAACUCUAGUUAAACAACGUUCGGCAGAAACAAUCAGUACGAAGGACGACAUUCAUCAAGAGCGUGAUUUCUCCCAGUUGUUUCAUUCGUUUGGUGAUUCCUCUCCAACCGUGGACGCGACUGUCGCUACCAAUUUCAGCUUUGAUGAUUUUACCACGAAAGGCUUAUCAAUGAGUCCUAAAGACGAUUAUCAAAUCCCAAAAAUGGUUGCUUCGUUCGAAAAUCAUUCUCAGCAACGCUGUUUUAACAAUUCUGAUCAAAAUACGAUACCCUGGUCAUCCUUAAAUUUGCCAUCUGUAAAAGCAAGCGAAAAAUUGAAAGAAAAAUUGGAUCCGCAAGAAGUGAAGAAGGCUAUGAUUAGUUUGCUUAAACGGCCGGCAAAAGAACUAGCCAAACAGGACAAAGAUGGAGAUACAAAACUGAUGUGUCUGGUUGGCAAUCCGAACGAACUUGUUCAAAAGAUGGCCUAUUUGGUACCGCUCGUAGAACGUAUGAGUACAAUCACGGGAGCUUUAACGAUUACGAACAAUCGCGGUGAUGAUGCGCUUUAUUUGGCUGCUCUGAAUUGUCCACAAUUUCCGUUUGUUGCUGGUUAUUUAGCUGCGACUAUGUUGGAAAAAGGAAUCGACUUCAGUCAACGAUUGUAUCAUACUCGAGGAGACACACUGAUACACUCGAUUGCGGCACAAGGGGAUUCUCAUGAAGAAAUUUUAGCUGAAUUGUUGGCUUUGAGAACCAUCCAAGGGAACCGGCUAUUUGACCUAUCGAAACGUAACUAUGAUGGUAGAACAGCGCUCCACAUUGCAAUCGAAUCGCAUAUACCAUUUACAAAAGGAAUCACGUCAUUGGAAACGAUAACACUACUGUUAAAAUACGGAGCAGAUCCUAGAAUCAAAGAAACAAAAUAUGGGAACAAUGCGUUACAUAUGGCGGUUUCUUUGGAUUGCGAUCCUGUUCUUGUAAAGUUAUUACUGGAUACUUGGGCUUCUGAUUUGGUGAACGCCGUCAAUUACAAUCACGAUACAGCGCUGCACGCAGUAGCAGCUAUGUCGACCAACGUUUCCUUCGACAGGCAGAAGGAAGUGUGUUGGCUAUUGGUUCAGGCCGGAGGCCACACGAAUUUACCGAAUCGUGAAGGAAAAACACCAUCAGACCUUGUUUCCACGGACAGGAAGGAAGCUAUCAGAGAGAUUUUUCAGAAGAGGUCUUAAGGACAUCGCAAUAUUUUAAUAUUGCAAUGUUGCUACCCCGCUUUCUCGUAUCGUUUUAUAUAUACGUAUUAUUACUUAUCGUUCACGCAUCUUAUCAUUCGAAUUGUUUCUCUGCUACAGACCGUUUUUUAUACAGUCUUCCAAAUAUGGAUAAGAAAACAAAUCAAAUUCGUUAACAGGAAUUAGGUUGUAGAAAUAUUGUUAUACAAAUCCAUGGUACAAAUACACAGUUAAGAUGUAAA
Molecule: messenger RNA, 3721 nt
Organism: Bombus pascuorum
Lineage: Eukaryota; Metazoa; Arthropoda; Insecta; Hymenoptera; Apidae
Exons: 11
Coding region: 831-3479 (882 amino acids)
Molecular function (GO): protein binding
Source: RefSeq, a predicted model, not a curated record